Molecule: messenger RNA, 1206 nt
Organism: Exophiala mesophila
Lineage: Eukaryota; Fungi; Ascomycota; Eurotiomycetes; Chaetothyriales; Herpotrichiellaceae
Exons: 2
Coding region: 266-985 (239 amino acids)
Biological process (GO): transcription initiation at RNA polymerase II promoter
Cellular component (GO): transcription factor TFIID complex; nucleus; SAGA complex
Molecular function (GO): RNA polymerase II general transcription initiation factor activity; promoter-specific chromatin binding
Source: RefSeq, a predicted model, not a curated record
UGUCACCUCAGUCGCCUAUUCCACUCCAGGCUGGUUUCCUCGCGCCUUGGAUCAACUACAUCACAAUCUUGCAUUACCAUACCCAGAAUCUCUCCAGUCGGGCCAGCCAAUCUGAACUUAGUGUUUUCUCCCGAAUCUGGCUCGACCACAGCCAACGACCGCGGUCGUGACACCGGUUCCUUCUUGACCAUUGAGACCACACAACCAGGAGAACUUUGUACAACAGACCAGAGCGGUCGAAGAAGGGGAAGCAGGCAGAGGAAAUAUGGCAUCUCCACCCACUGCCACCGAUCAACAAAAUGGCACUUUAACCAAGGACGACGGAGUUGACGUCGAUGUCGAUGCAGAGAUGGCAGACACUCAAGAUGCGCCGGCACAACCCCGGAACCCCAAUGAAACAUCCUCCACAAAUCUUGACAACGAGUAUUCGCAACCAGAAACCCAGUCGGCGCCAGGCGUUGCAGGUCUAGCCCAUCAUGACCGGAAAGAUGUGACAUUGCGCGAGUUUUUGAGCAAGAUGGACGACUAUGCUCCCAUUAUUCCCGACGCCGUCACGGCGCAUUAUUUGACAGUCGCUGGGCUCCCACCACCCUCGCCAGCCGAUCCGACGGGCGCAAGCACAAACACCACACCUCUACCCCUCGCCCGCCUUCUUGCCCUCGCCACUCAAAAGUUCGUUGCCGACAUCGCCGCCGACGCAUAUCAAUACAGCCGCAUCCGGAGCUCGAACACGGCGUCGUCAAACAAUCCUCUUGGAAGUGGUGGCGCCGGAGGUCCUGGUGGUCCCAGCGCUGCAGCGGUGUCAGGUGCUGGCGCCGCCGCAAAGAAUCAGCAAGCAACGCAGUUGGGCGUCCAGAGGAGCGGAUAUGGUGGUGGAGGUCAGGGUGGCAGUGGUCAGGGCAGAACCGUUCUCACUAUGGAGGAUCUCGGCAUGGCGGUGCAAGAGUAUGGCAUCAACGUUAAAAGGGGUGAAUUUUAUAGAUGAUGCAUUUGCAACGGUUGAUCCUCACGAUCACGGACUUGAUUUGGGCAUAGCGACGGCGUUUGAAAGAAUGGGUCUGACGUGGAAACUCAUGACUGGAACGGACCCGGUUUGCGCUUGAUCAAAAUAGUGGGUGGAGAAGGAUGGCGAAACCAUUUGUAUACCAUCCUCCUGAGGGCAGGAGAAAAUGUAGCAGUGACUCAAAGAGACAUAUGUGUGACAUG